This is a messenger RNA of Scheffersomyces amazonensis, 1634 nucleotides long. RefSeq names its product major facilitator superfamily domain-containing protein. Gene Ontology annotation, cellular component: plasma membrane. The record is from RefSeq and is a predicted model, not a curated record. Gene Ontology annotation, molecular function: transmembrane transporter activity. The coding region runs from base 79 to 1575 and encodes 498 amino acids. NCBI's taxonomy places the organism in Eukaryota, Fungi, Ascomycota, Pichiomycetes, Serinales, Debaryomycetaceae. Gene Ontology annotation, biological process: transmembrane transport. The transcript has a single exon.
UGCUUAAUAAAAAUUGAAUAUAGGUCAAGUAUUAAUCAUACUAUUUCGCCUUAUAUAUUAUAAUCAGACUUUAGUAAUAUGUCGUUUGUCACCGAUAUCGAAAAAGCAUCUCAUGAGCACAGAGAGCUUCCAGAGGGGUCGAGUGCUUCCUUAGAUGAAACUGUGAAAUUAGAACCUCAACAUUAUGAUUAUCUCAUAAAGAGACAUGGAACAAUCGUGUUAGAUCCUCUUCCUUCAGAUGACCCCUUGCAGCCAAUCAAUUGGCCAGAUAAGAAAAAGAAUUUUGAGAUUCUUUUAAUAGCAUUCCAAACUUUCAGUUCAACAUUUAUGGCAGGUGGUCUUACCCCAGCCUUUGAACCAAUGGCUAUAGCUUAUGGAAUUUCGACACCUACCGCUGCAUAUUUAACAUCUGCUCAAAUUGCUGUCUUGGGUGGUAUGCCUUUAUUCUGGCUUCCUUUAAUGAAUGCUUAUGGUAGAAAUGGUUUCUUAUGUCUUGCCUCUUUAUUAUGUGGAGCUUUAAAUGUUGGUGGUGCUUAUUGUAAAACUUACGGUCAACAAAUGGCUACUAGAGUUUUAGUAGCCUUUUUCAUUUCUACUGGAUAUUCUGCAGGUAGUCCUAUAGUUGCAGAUCUAGCAUUUGCACACGAAAGAGGUAAAAAGAAUGGAUGGUGGUCAGUAGGUAUGGUACUUGGAACAACAGCAGGUCCUUUCUUCUGUGGGUUUAUCCAACAGCAUGCUGGUACAAAAUGGAUAUACUUAGUAUUUGCAAUAAUGAAUUUCGUUCAAUUUUUUCUUUGGAUAAUAGUUGAUGAGACUGUCUAUAUAAAAGGUCAGUCAACAUCCACCAAGAAUAUUUUCAAAAGAAUCUUUAGAUUCAAGAGAAAUCCAAAUCAAGAAUUGUCAUUCAGAGUAUUGGUUAGUCCUUUCUUAAUAUCUAAAAACUUUAAUAUAAUGAUGGCUGUUAUUUCUAUGUCAAUUAUUUUUGCCUAUGCAAAUAUUGUUUUGAUUGUUGAACUCCCUCAAGCAAUGGGUAUCUUAUUCCAAUUAGAUGCUCAACAAAUUUCUUAUCAAUUUAUAGCACUUAUUAUUGGUUCGACUAUUGGUGAAUUCUUAGCGGGACCUCUUUCAGAUUGGUGGAUGAAAAAGAGUAUUGCAAGAAGGGGUGGUAAAAGAGUUAUUGUCGAUAGAAUUUGGGUUUCAUAUAAUGGAUUCAUUUGUGUUAUAGUAGGGUUGAUUGUCUGGGGUGUGUAUCUUAGUAGGGCUACACCUGGACAUUGGAUUAUAGCUCCUAUCAUUGGAGCUGCUAUUGCUGCUGCUGGUAAUAAUAUCUGUAUGACGGUUUUGGUAACAUUUGCUCUUGAUAAUGAUCCAGUUCAUGCUACUGAAAUUGGAUUAUUUUUGACAUUUGUAAGACAAAUGUUUGCCUUUAUUGGACCAUUCUACUUCCCCUAUAUGUUUGAUAAUUUAAAUUUUGGAGGUUCAGCUGGAUUAAUGUGUGCGUUGGUAGCAGCAUUUGGUGCGGGCCCUAUGGUGCUUACGCACAUAUUGGGCUUAAGAAACUUAAACCAAACAUAAAUAAGCUCAUUUUUUCGCAGCCAAUAAUUUCGAUUUUGUUUAGCUUAGCUUAGACAGUA